Ostrinia nubilalis (European corn borer) is the source of this 2161-nucleotide messenger RNA. RefSeq lists its product as uncharacterized. The record is from RefSeq and is a predicted model, not a curated record. The transcript is spliced from 9 exons. The coding region runs from base 380 to 2161 and encodes 593 amino acids. NCBI's taxonomy places the organism in Eukaryota, Metazoa, Arthropoda, Insecta, Lepidoptera, Crambidae. Gene Ontology annotation, cellular component: NSL complex. Gene Ontology annotation, molecular function: histone acetyltransferase binding.
CACCGAACUAAACCAUCAACCAACAUUCACUGUUGAACUCUUCUGCGCUGUGGCUGAAAUGAGGAGCAAUUCAAGAUGUGGGGAAGCCACAAUAUUCAAAGAAAAGUGUAUUUUGUAUGUGCAUCAUACAACAUGGGAAAAUUUAAAGAAGCGCGCCGAACUGCAGUCGGGCCGUCUGUGUUGGCUCGUUAUGGAGCCGGCGGGAGACUGAUUAUUCGGAGAAUGUGCUCUUUGGAUUGCGGUUUAGUGCAGUGCAUAAUAGUGUCAGUGUUGUGAACGGUUUAAAAUCGUGAGUGUUACAUAAGGGUGGGAUGUGCUUACUAAAGAGCCCGCCCUGACCCGUCGGGCGCCGGCGUCCGCGGCGGGCAACGCGCGUGUCAUGGCUCCUGCGCUCUCAGUCACACCUGGAGAGGCCCACACGUUCGACGCCGCCGAGGAAACUGAUAAGCCCAUCACGCACCGUAGACGGGCGCUCGCGUCCGUCGAUAACCUCGCGAUACCCAUGGAGGAGGACGAUAUGGGUCUCCAAAACCAGCCUAGUCUUGCCAAAGAUUCACAAGAGAUGGAACAGAUUCUUGUCGAUUUGGGCAGCAGUGAUCUUGCUCAAGUUGACUUACUUCAAGCUAUCAAAACAUUUGAUAGUGGAGGAGAUGGUUUAUCAACAGGUGAUGCGGAUGCCAUAUUUCCACUAAGUGGCUUUGACUUGACCGAAACAACAGAAUCUGAGAGUGAUGCUGCAGAAGAUCGCGUAAGAACCAUGCAAGUACGCUUAGAACGUCGUUGUGCUUUCCUACAAAGAAGAUUAAGAAUACUUCAAGCCAAGACUAUAGGAAAAAGAGUCUCCGAGGAAGCCGCUCAAAGCUUUGACAAGUGCAUCAAAGGUGCUCGCAAGGAGGCAGUGGGCAGACCGGUGGGGUUCAAAGCCUUUUUGAAAAGAAUAGAGACAAUGUCUACAUUGCAGGCGAGCGCAUCCUCGCGGUCAGUGAUUGGCCCUAAGUAUUACCGUACAGGGAAUUCAAAAGUUGAUGCAUCAAAAUCGAAUAGUGUGGGUAUAGCUUCGGGGACCCUGGCUGGUCUGGAGGACACGGCUGGGGCGCUGCGGUCGCACCUCUCUGUGGUGAGGCACGAGCUGGACUCUGACGCCACGGCCUCAUCAUCUGGAGCAGAGAGCAAUGAUGAGGCUGUCACAUACAACAAUCCUCACCAACAGCAAAUGCCUAUAGAGAAACGCGCGCUCUGGUCGUAUCAGAAGUCGCGGUCGUCGGUGGCGUCCCGCUGGUGCUGGCUGCAGGCCCAGAUACAGGAGCUGGAGUACAAGAUCCGCCAGCACACCGAGCUGCACAAACAGGUCCGCGAAGCCAAAGGCGCGAUUCAGUUCGAGGGUGAGCCGGUAGGCUACGAGGGCAGCUUGCCGGGAACAUCGGACGACGGCGAGACGUGCGCGCGCGUCCGGCCGCUGCGUCGCGACACAUUCAAGAAGCGCAAGCUGCUGCAGAUGCACAAUCUGCACCUCGCCACCAGUAAAGCUGCGAAACCUUCCGACAUCAGGUGUUCGUGCGAGUACAAAGUGGAGAGUUGCGGCGUGUGCACGGGCCGCGCCGAGCCGCUGCAGCCCGCGCCGCCCGCCAGCACGCUGCCGCCCGCCGUGCGCGUGGCGCGCGUCGCGCCCGCCUACCACCCCGUGCUCAGCGACGCGCAGGGAUGGGUAGCUUGGUGUCAUUGGACGGGAUUCUACGUGCGCGCCGAGCCGCUGCAGCCCGCGCCGCCCGCCAGCACGCUGCCGCCCGCCGUGCGCGUGGCGCGCGUCGCGCCCGCCUACCACCCCGUGCUGAGCGACGUGCAGGGAUGGGUAGCUUGGGGUCAUUGGACGGGAUUCUACGUGCUCACCGAGCCGCUGCAGCCCGCGCCGCCCGCCAGCACGCUGCCGCCCGCCGUGCGCGUGGCGCGCGUCGUGCCCGCCUACCACCCCGUGCUGAGCGACGCGCAGGACAUACCCGAGUCAGUCCACGUGUCAGCGCUAGUGUCGCGCUCGUGGUUCCGACCGCGCGCCGGGCCGGGCCGGCCGCGCGGCGCGCACCACGCGGCCCUACCGCGCGCGCACGCGCAGGCCCCAGCCCAGCCGCCCAGCAGGCUCCACAAGAAACACCCCACGCGUGAGUAA